AUGUCGAAUCCUAUCUUGCCCCAAAAGGGCGAGCGCAACAUUCUAAUUACUAGCGCGUUGCCAUAUGUGAACAAUGUCCCUCACCUGGGCAACGUUGUGGGCUCAGUGCUGAGUGCCGACGUCUUUUCGAGAUACCACAAGGCUUGUGGCCGCCCAACAUUGUAUAUUUGCGGAACCGACGAAUACGGAACAGCUACCGAGACUAAGGCGCUGGAGGAGAAGCUGUCGCCCCAGGACCUUUGCGCCAAGUACAACAAGAUUCACCAAGAAGUGUACGAAUGGUUCAACAUUGGGUUCGACCACUUCGGUCGCACACCUACGGAAAAGCACACCGAGAUCUCGCAGUCAAUCUUCAAACGUUUGCACGAGAACGGAUACCUCGGCGAACGCACCUCGGAGCAGCCCUUCUGCGAGAAGCACGGCUCUUUCUUGGCCGAUCGCUACGUUGAGGGCGAGUGCCCCCACUGCCACUACGACGAUGCCCGUGGAGACCAGUGUGACAAGUGCGGCCUUCUUCUGGAUCCAUUGAACCUUAUCAAUCCCCGCUGCAAACUCGAUGGCGCCGCGCCGAUACCCCGCGAGACCAAGCACAUUCACCUGUUGCUCGAUAAGCUCCAACCGCAACUGGAAAAGUGGGUCCACCCUGCUAUUGAGAAGGGACAAUGGCCCAAGAACUCUCGCGUCAUUACCGAGUCUUGGUUGAAGGAGGGUUUGAAGGGUCGUGGUAUCACUCGUGACCUCAAGUGGGGCGUUCCCGUUCCUCUGGAAGGAUUCGAGAACAAGGUGCUCUACGUGUGGUUCGAUGCCUGUAUCGGAUACCCCUCCAUCACAGCAAACUACACCGAUGAGUGGGAGCAGUGGUGGCGCAACCCGGAGGAAGUCCAGCUCUGGCAGUUCAUGGGCAAGGACAACGUUCCAUUCCACAGUGUUAUCUUCCCCUCAACCCAGAUUGGAACCCAGGACAAGUGGACCAUGCUGCACCACCUGAGCACAACCGAGUACCUCAACUACGAAGGCGGAAAGUUCAGCAAGUCGCGUGGAAUCGGUGUCUUCGGUACAAACGCCAAGGAAACCGGCGUUUCGGCUGAUGUCUGGCGUUACUACCUGCUGAAGAACCGUCCCGAGACCAGUGACACCCAGUUUGAGUGGCUGCCUUUCGUCGAGGCCAACAACGGCGAGCUGCUCGCGAAGUACGGUAACCUCGUCAACCGAGUCAUCAAGCUUGUCGCUGCCUCAUACGGCUCUGUCAUCCCCGAGUUCUCAGUCCCCGAGUCUUUCAACCCCUUCCUGGAGGAGGUCACCAGCCACCUGCGCCAGUACAACGAGGAAAUGGAAGGCGCUCACUUGCGUGCCGGUGUCAUGACUGCCAUGCGUAUCGCCGAAGCCGGAAACGGCCUGAUUCAGUCCAACCGCCUGGACAACAAGCUCAUCGCCGAGGAGCCCGAGCGCGCCGCCGCUGUCGUCGGUACCGUUCUGAACCUGAUUCACCUGCUGUCCGCAGUUUUCACGCCAUACAUGCCCGCAAGCUCCAAGUCAAUUCUGGAGCAGCUCAACGCCCCCACCGCCUUCAUUCCCCACGGCGAUGCCCUCAAGGAUGGCUGGAAGCCCACUACCCUGAAGGGUGGUCACAAGAUCGGCAAGGCCGCUUACCUGUUCACUCGCAUUGACCCCAAGAAGGCCGAUGAGUGGCGUGAGUUGUUCGGUGGAUCCCAGGCCGAUCGUAAGAAGAAGGAGGAAGAGGCCGCCAAGCUGGCUGCCAAGAAGGCCGCUGCUAAGGCCAAGAAGAAGGAGAAGAAGGAGAAGGGCCGUGCUGGUGCUGGUGCUGAAGCCGGCGGUGUCGAGGCCACCGCUAAGGGUGGUGCCGAGAAGGUCGCUGCUACUACUGAGGGCAAGGGCGACGAGGCGGUUGAAAAGGUUGCCGACGGUGUCGCACAGGUUACGCUGCCUAGCUCUUAG
Messenger RNA from Penicillium brevicompactum, 1956 nucleotides. Its product is annotated as methionine--tRNA ligase MES1. Gene Ontology annotation, biological process: methionyl-tRNA aminoacylation. Gene Ontology annotation, molecular function: methionine-tRNA ligase activity; ATP binding. NCBI's taxonomy places the organism in Eukaryota, Fungi, Ascomycota, Eurotiomycetes, Eurotiales, Aspergillaceae. The coding region runs from base 1 to 1956 and encodes 651 amino acids. Gene Ontology annotation, cellular component: cytosol; aminoacyl-tRNA synthetase multienzyme complex. The transcript has 2 exons. The record is from RefSeq and is a predicted model, not a curated record.